CGGGCCCAGCCGCGCGCAGCACCGCGCUGGCAGCUCGUGUGCCAGGCAGGUAGGCAGGCGCCCGGGUGCUGCUCCCUCCUGAUUUCUCCGAGUUCCUUUAUCAGCCCCUGCUCCCCGGGGUGGAAGCACUGAUCUGAGCUUCUUGAAAGGCGCAAAGAUAUCUGAGGUUUGGAGGCCUGUUUUUGAGAGAAGAUGAGUUUCCCUGCCCAGAUAAUGUAAUUGAAAGACACUGGUGUGAGCAGACUUGACCAUGGGAGCCAGUGCUUCAAGCAAACCACCAGUGUUUGAUGAAAAUGAGGAUGUCAACUUUGACCACUUUGAAAUCUUGCGGGCCAUUGGAAAAGGCAGUUUUGGAAAGGUGUGCAUUGUACAAAAGAACGAUACCAAGAAAAUGUACGCCAUGAAGUAUAUGAAUAAACAAAAGUGCGUGGAACGCAACGAAGUGAGAAAUGUCUUCAAGGAACUGCAGAUCAUGCAGGGCCUGGAGCACCCAUUCCUGGUUAAUUUGUGGUACUCCUUCCAAGAUGAGGAAGACAUGUUCAUGGUGGUGGACCUCCUGCUAGGAGGGGACCUGAGGUAUCACCUGCAGCAGAAUGUGCGCUUCCAGGAGGACACGGUGAAGCUCUUCAUCUGCGAGCUGGCCCUGGCCCUGGACUACCUGCAGAGCCGGCGUAUUGUCCACCGGGAUAUGAAGCCUGACAAUAUUCUGCUUGAUGAACAUGGGCACGUGCACAUCACAGACUUCAACAUCGCGGCCAUGAUGCCCCGGGAGACACGGAUCACCACCAUGGCGGGCACCAAGCCUUACAUGGCACCUGAAAUGUUCAACUCGAGGAGAGAAGCAGGCUAUUCCUUUGCAGUGGACUGGUGGUCACUGGGAGUAACCGCAUAUGAGCUGCUAAGAGGCCGGAGGCCAUAUCACAUUCGCUCCAGUACUUCCAGCAAGGAAAUUGCCCAUAUGUUUGAGACAGCUAUUGUGACUUAUCCGGCUGCCUGGUCACAGGAGAUGGUGUCGCUUCUUAAAAAGCUUAUGGAGCCUAAUCCAGACCAACGGUUUUCUCACUUGUCGGAUGUUCAGAACUUCCCGUAUAUGAACGACACCAAUUGGGAUGCGGUUUUGCAAAAGAGGCUCAUUCCAGGUUUCAUCCCUAACAAAGGGAGGCUGAAUUGUGACCCUACCUUUGAACUUGAAGAAAUGAUCUUGGAGUCCAAACCACUUCACAAGAAAAAGAAGCGGCUGGCAAAGAAGAAGGAGGAGAUGCGGAAGUGCGAUUCAUCUCAGAUGUGCCUUCUUCAAGAGCAUCUGGAAUCUGUCCAGAAGGAGUUCAUCAUUUUCAACAGAGAAAAAGUAAAGAAGGACUUUCAUGAACAACAAGCAAAUCUAGCCUUGGAACAAACCAAAGACCCACAAGAAGAGGAGGGCCAGAAUAGCACCCUGUGAAGUCCAUGGUGUCAUCUGGGUCAUUUCCUGCCCUCAGACCAGAAACUUCUGAUCUCGCGUCAGGAAGAAGUGUCCAGAGUCCUCAUCUCUCCAUUCCCCAAGCACCUUAGAUGUGAAUGAGCAGCUAUGGAAGGAGCGUCAUGGCACAGGGAGGAAGUUCCCCGCACUCCUGGGAUCUCCUUUCACCGCUACCAGGGUGACCUUAGGGGGGGUCACUUAACUAACACUUCAUCUACAUCAGCUUAGCCAUCUGCAAUGAGAUGGUUGCACUGCCGCUCCUCUGCCUUCCCACUGCUGACAUUCUGUUAUUUUAAACAGCCUUAAUUUUUAUCUGUCAAAGAUCACUUGAGCGUAGGUUUAUUUUUCCAUAUCUUCUAAUUACACUGUGACAAAUGGACAUUGGUGGGUAAUUGAGUGACGUGACUGGGGGUGAAUUCUAAGUCUUCAGGGCUAGAAAAUGUCAUAGAGACCAGAAUCCCCAAGCCUGACUGAAUAGGAAAGGGAAAUUACUUGGAAAGAAAUGAAUGGGACUAGAUCAGAAGUAGCAACAAGAUGUACAAGGGGCUCUGAGGUGUGUCCUGGGUCAGUCCCCUGCGACAGUUUGUGUCUGCUGGCUUUUCCAAAAGUCCUGUAACGAUGUGAAGUUGGAAUUGACAAUCAGGGGAGAGUUUACACAAAGGGAAUUGGCCAAAGCUACAAACCAAGGCAUUCUUCUCCCUCUCCCAGUGAGUGUUAAGUAUCUACUAGCAUGACACUCAAUGCCUUCUAGCAUGCUCCUUGGUGGGCUUUAUCAGAGACCUAUCAGUAGAGGAUAAGAAAAGAGUAUUGUCACAUCAAACACACAUCCACCUUGUGGUUAGAGCUCAGUUGUACCUUCCACAGGUAGCAUAUUUUAAGUAAAAUAUGAGGUAAAUUUGGAAGGCAAUAAAAUUUCCCCUUUAGAUCACUCAUAAGGAGAGUCUCCUUUCUUCAUGAAGCCCAGUCUAGUGAGUCACCCCCAUUGGUAAUGAAAUAAGUCACUGUUUGGGUUUAUUCUGGCUUCGUCUCCUACUGCUAUUUUUUCUGCCUUGUUUUGACUAAUACCAGUUCAGUGGAAGUGUAGAUAUGGCUUCCUAGGCCAGGAUUACACUCAGAGCCAUGGAAUGCACCCCAUGUGAGAGCAUGACUCCCAACUUACAGCAACAAAUAGUGCACAGCUGUCUAAUUAUUUAAAAUAUUAUCCAUGUCCUGCUCUUUUGGGGUUUUUUGUGUCUUAAUUUCCAAAGUUUAAUUUCCAUAGGUGAGAUGUGCAUAUGAUAUAACUCCACUCUCCUGGGACAGAACUAUAGUUGGUAACCCACAGAUGCCACAGGGCGGGGACAGGAAGCGAAUGCAGUGGGGGAGGGGAGAUUAUUUUCACUUCUUGGCCUCUCAGACCCCCUACCUUGUCCUUUUUAAUAGAGAACAGGAGAACAGGGUCUCACCAAGAUGGCAGUCAACAAAGAGAAGCAGGCUGGCACUCACUUGGGAAACCAGGCAGACAGACACAGGCAGAGAAGUUACCAGAACAUAUGCCCAUUUGUGACACAGGGCUUUUCUAGGAGGGAAGUCACACCAGGGCAAGCAAGAGUGGGUAGAAAGCCAGUGCUGAACUUGAGCUAGGCAUUUGGGGUUUCUGCUCAUGGUACUAAUGUGCCCAGGAUGUCCAGCAGAGUUGUCAAAGUGCCUCUACUACAAGCAACCACACUUUUGUUAAGAAUUAAAAGCCAGCUCUUUUGUUCUGUUUGUCUCCUUUUCUCUGUAUUUCCCACACGUUACCUAGGCUAUUUUUUUUUUCUCUAAACAUAAUCUCUCAAGUGCUUGCACAGACUCAAUUUCAUGAAAGGGGAAGGACUGAAAAGAGCGACACUAAGACAAGCAGACUCUGCUCCAGGUGGAAAAGCAGCAUGUCAAGGGCUGUUUAUCGGCUUCCAUCUCCUGUUCAUUUCUCUUCCAGCCCUGAGGUGCUCUGUCCCUGUCACCUGCUUCCUCCUCUUGACAUUGCAUAUAGGACCCCAAGGGGAGAGUCUGAGAAACAUAGAGCCAGAGGCAGGGGCAUAGAUAGGCCUCUGCUGGGAAAGGCUCAUCGUCUGUGCCAUUUCCGUCUACCCAAUUCAUACAUUGCAUUUAUACACUAUCUGUGGUUUGAAUCCCUAGGCUUUAUUUCCAAUGAGCUGCUUCUGACAACAUUUAUACUAGCCUUUAGUGACCAUGGACCACCUGGCUGGAGGGCACAGUCUUGGACAGGUCAGGCACAUUUCGACCAGUUCAUAGACCCCCCCCACCACCACCACCACCACCAC
This is a messenger RNA of Condylura cristata (star-nosed mole), 3762 nucleotides long. RefSeq names its product serine/threonine kinase 32A (gene STK32A). The record is from RefSeq and is a predicted model, not a curated record. Gene Ontology annotation, biological process: G protein-coupled receptor signaling pathway; protein phosphorylation; regulation of signal transduction. The coding region runs from base 251 to 1441 and encodes 396 amino acids. The transcript has 13 exons. NCBI's taxonomy places the organism in Eukaryota, Metazoa, Chordata, Mammalia, Eulipotyphla, Talpidae. Gene Ontology annotation, molecular function: G protein-coupled receptor kinase activity; G protein-coupled receptor binding; ATP binding.